This is a messenger RNA of Thecamonas trahens ATCC 50062, 1896 nucleotides long. RefSeq lists its product as uncharacterized. Gene Ontology annotation, biological process: microtubule-based movement. The transcript is spliced from 2 exons. Gene Ontology annotation, molecular function: microtubule binding; ATP binding; microtubule motor activity. The coding region runs from base 1 to 1896 and encodes 631 amino acids. The record is from RefSeq and is a predicted model, not a curated record. Lineage: Eukaryota; Apusomonadida; Apusomonadidae.
AUGGACUCCUCUAGACCCGAGCGCAUCAAAGUCCUUGUCCGGGUCCGUCCGCCGGCUACUCCCCGCCCCAAGGCCAAGGCCAGGUCCAAGCCCAAGGCCAAGGGUGCCAAGGGUGCCAAGGGUGCCAAGACCACCAAGACCACCAAGGGUGCCAAGGGCGCCAAGGGUGCCAAGGGUGCCAAGGCGACCCGCGGCGCUGCCGCCAACGCGGGGCACGAGUGGUCGUUCGACGAGCAGACCAUCGCCGACCUGGGGCCCGAUGGCAGUCCGGGACGGAGCUACGGGUUCGACCGGGUUUAUGGCCCGGCGUCGCAGACAACCGAGAUCUACGAUGAGCAGGUGACGGGCCUGGUCGCAGACACCACCCGUGGCAUCAACGCCACCAUCUUUGCCUACGGACAGACCGGCUCCGGCAAGACACACACCAUGCUCGGCACGCCCGAAAACCCCGGCAUCAUCCGGCUGGCGGCUCGUCAGCUGUUUGAGGACGCCCGCGCCACGCUCUCGGACUACGUCAUUUCGGUCUCGUACCUGGAGAUCUACAACGAAGUUGUCAACGACCUCAUGGCCAAGAAGCGCGGCCGCAACCUCAAGGUAUUUGACGAUCCGACCGAGGGCGUCAUCAUCGACGGCCUCACAUCGUCACCGGUCCACGACGAGGACGAUGUGCUCAAGUUCCUCAAAAAGGGUGAGAAGGCCCGCCACUACCGCGCCACACGCGCCAACAACCGCUCCUCCCGCUCGCACACCGUCUUUCGCAUCCGCCUCCUCUCCAACGACCCGUCAGGCGCCGUCUCGGUCUCCAUCCUCACUCUCAUCGACCUGGCCGGCUCCGAGUGCCUCUCUGACACCGGCACCGCGGGCUCUGGCCGCUCCGAGGGUGCAAACAUCAACCGCUCGCUCCUUGCUCUCUCGCGCAUCAUGUCCAUUCUUUCCAAGGGCAACAACUCGAGCCACCUGCCCUUCCGUGACUCCAAGCUCACCCGCAUCCUCCAGCCGUCGCUGGUUGGCAACGCCCGCAUCGCCUGCCUCUGCACCCUCAACCCCGAGGCCUCCAAGAUGGCCGAGUCGCACAACACCCUUGUCUUUGCCGCCCAUGCCUCGUCUGUCACCAAGAUUGCUGUCGUGCCCAACGCCAUCGAGCCGUCCGAGACCGAGCUCCUCGCCAAGUACAAGGCCCAAUUUGCCCGCCUCCAGCAGCUCCUCCGCGAAAACGCAGAGUACCGUGCCCAGAUUGCAGAGCUAAAGGCUCAGCUCGAGCAGGCCCAAUCCGCGCCCCCGCCGUCGCCUGCUCCCGCGCCUGCCGCUGCCGCUGCCACCGCCACCGCCACCGCCACCGCCACCGCCCCAGAGCUCGAGACCAAGGCCAUCGAGACUGCCCAGUCGCUCGACGGCUACGACGCGUCGCAGAUGAAGAAGAUGGCGUACGAGAUCUGGCGCCUUCGUCGCGCCCUCGCCGAGAAGGACGGCUCGUCUGUCGAACCGUUUGCCGGCCCUCCGCUCACCCGUCGCAAGACGAACUCGCACGGCGCCAGCCCCGCGCUUCGCGCCCAUGUCGCCUCGGCGCGCUCCUCCGCCGCCGCUGCCGCUGCCGCCUCUGUCCCCGACAACGACGAGGCCACUGCGCCCGAGUACGAGUACGAGUACUAUUCGUCAGACGAGUACGACGACGAUGAUGACGACUGCGACGACGGGAAUGACCAUGGCGAUGACGCCGAUGGUGACGGUUACGAUGACCUCUACGAGUACGAGUACGACGACGAUGACGACGAGUACGACGACGACGACGGUGACGCGUACGAUUAUGACGACGACGACGAUGACGAUGACGACGACGACGAUCUCGACGAUGACGAGCUCGACGACUCCGACUACGACGACAACGAUCUCGAGUAA